CAGGGGCCUUGCGGCAAAGACUCACCAAGUUGGGUCUGGCAGAAGCCUCGGUGAGUCGGGUGUGUCUGCCGAAGGGAGAUCCGGCUCCCUCGCAGAAGUGUGGGUUGGGAUGAGUUUUGUCUGCCUUGGAGGUGUUGCUGCUGGGCUCCUGUUGUGUUUUGCAUCUGGAAUUGGGUCCUCCUUGCUUUGCCCUAAGAGGAGCCUUCUGCAUAUGUUCAGAUGCAUUCUGGCUGUAAACAUGUCUUUAAAACCAGAAGCUGGUUCUCUUGAGGAAAGCUAGCGGCAUACUGUUAAGCGGCACAGUGCCCUUCGGUGCCCUCGUUCCCAGCCCGCGCACCGGGGGUACUGCGCCCUGUCCGUGAAGCGGCCUCAGCUUUCUGGUGGUUCCUGCCCUGCCUUUUCAUGCGCCUGUGUCCUUUCUCUCUCCCCCCCACGCUCUCCGGGCCUUGCACGUUCUCUUUCGCCAUCUUCCUUGUCCUUGGUGCCAGUCUCUCUCUUUCCCUUCUUUGCAACAGAACGGCCAGUAAAAAGCACCCUCACCUGCCCAGGUUAAGCAGCCUGUCUUCCUUGGGGGACUCGGCUCCAGAACGGCGCUCUCCGGGCCACCGCCGCCAGCCGUCUGACUGCAGCGAAACAACAGGUUUGGUUCAGCGAUGCGUCAUCAUCCAGAAGGACCAGCACGGCUUCGGCUUCACCGUCAGCGGGGACAGGGUUGUGCUGGUGCAGUCUGUCCGGCCAGGGGGAGCUGCGAUGAAGGCGGGGGUGCAGGAGGGGGAUCGGAUUGUCAAAGUCAAUGGGACGAUGGUGACCAACAGCUCUCAUCUUGAGGUUGUGAAACUCAUCAAAUCUGGCGCUUACGUUGCUCUCACCCUGUUGGGCUCCCCUGCUCCAUCUGUGGGAUUCUUGAGUUCCCAGCAAGAUGGAGACCAGACGGGGCCUCCUCAGAUCGCGCCGUCGUGUCCUCCCCCGCUGCCUCCACCGCCACUCCCUCCACCUCAGCGCAUCACUGGCCCAAAGCCCUUGCAGGAUCCGGAAGUCCAAAAACACGCCACCCAGAUCCUCCAGAACAUGCUGAGGCAGGAGGAGGCGGAGCUGCAGCAUUUCUACGAGGUCUACAGCCGGAACCCGGCGUCGCCUCUCGAGGAGCAGAUCGAAGGAGCUCGCCGCAGAGUCAGCCAGCUGCAGCUGAAGAUCAGGCAGGAGAUGGGGGGCUCGGCGGCCGGCGAUUCCAGCUCCAUCGGUUCCCGUGCAGCUGAUGGCUGCCUGGACUCCCAGGAUGGCGACAGUGGCUUGGACUCGGGUCCUGAGCGCUUCCCUUCACUCAGCGAGCAGAUCUCCCUGAAUCGACAUUCUGUCUUGUCUGACCCUGGUGUGGACAGUCCCCCCCACCCCUCCCCGGUCAUCCCUGCCAAGGCCCCCCAGUCCCGCUGGGCCCACAGCUCCGACACGCCUUUCUGCCCUGUGCUGGAACAGGGCACAGAUGCAGCCCCAACGCCAAGACCACUCAUCAUCGGUCCCGAGGAGGAUUGUGACCCAGGAUACUUUAACAAGGAGGGCGACUCCCUGUUCCAGGAGCUGGGGAAGCUGAAGUCCCGGCCGGCUCACCUCGGGGUUUUCCUGCGCUACAUCUUUUCUCAGGCCGAUCCAAGCCCUCUGCUCCUGUACUUGUGUGCUGAUGUUGGCCAGCAGAUGAACCCCAAGGAGGCUCGGGGGCUCAGCAAGGACAUCUGGAACAUCUUUUUGGAGAAAAAUGCGCCGCUGAGAGUAAAGGUCUCCGAUCUGUUACUGGCUGAAAUAGAGUCCCGGCUGCAGAACGGGGAGGAUGUGCGGAGCGCCUUCUCAGAGGUGCAGGAUGCAGUCUUGCCUGAGAUUCAGGAGCAGAUGCAGGAUUACAGGACCAAGCGCACCAUGGGGCUGGGGAGCUUAUAUGGGGAAAACGACCUUCUCGACCUGGACGGAGACCCCCACAAGGAGCGGCAAGUGGCCGAGAAGCAGAUGGCUCAGCUCGGGGACAUACUAUCCAAAUAUGAAGAGGACAGGAGCUCCCCCAUGAGUUUCGCCUUGAGCACUUACGUGGGCCACUUGGGAAUCCGCACCCGGGAGGUCCGCCUGGCCGGCACCGCUGAGAAGUUGCAAGCCCAGGAGAAGGAGAAAUGGCUGCCGUUCUUCCCCAAGGCCAAGAAGAGCGGCAGCAGCACCAAGAAGGACAAGGAGGCCUCGGAGGACAAGAGGCGGAACCCCAUCCUGAAGUACAUCGGGAAGCCCAAGAGCUCCUCCCAGAGCACAUUUCAUGUCCCUUUGUCCCCCGUCGAAGUUAAACCUGGCAAUGUGAGGAACAUCAUCCAACACUUUGAGAACAGCCAGUAUUAUGAGCCCCAGGAGCCUGGCGCCCAGCGCCUGUCCACCGGCAGCUUCCCCGAAGAUCUCCUGGAGAUGGACAGCUCCAGGGCGGAGGUCAGGCUUGGCCGGUCAGAGAGCCUGAAGGGCCGGGAGGAGCUGAAGCGGCUGCGGAAGGCAGAGAACGUGCCUCGCUCCCGGAGCGACGUGGACAUGGAGGCUGCGGCCGAAGCCACCCGGCUCCACCAGUCGGCCUCCUCCUCGGCCUCCAGUCUCUCGGCCAGGUCACUGGAAAAUCCCACUCCACCCUACACUCCCAAAAUGGGGCGCAGGAGCAUUGAGUCCCCCAGCCUGGGCUUCGGCACGGAGGCCGUCCUGCCCCACGUCCUGGAGGACGAAUUCAGUCACCACUCUGACCUGGAGCCAGAGCUGGACUCGCAGAACUGGCAGCACACCGUUGGCCGGGACGUUGUGGCGUCUCUGCCCCAGAGGGAGGUUGAGCGCCAGGAGGUCAUCAACGAGCUCUUUGUGACGGAGGCCUCCCACCUGCGGAUCUUGCGUGUUCUGGACACCGUCUUCUACCAGCGCAUGAGGAAGGAGAGCCUGCUGCCUCGGGAGGAAGUGGCGCUGCUCUUCCCCAACCUUCCAGACCUGAUCGAGAUCCACAAUGCUCUUUCCGAAUCGAUGAAGAAGCUCCGAGAGGAAGGACCGGUUAUCAAGGAGAUCGGGGACCUCAUGCUGUCCCGGUUUGACGGGCCGGCGCGAGAGGAGAUCCAGCAGGUAGCUGCCGACUUCUGUGCAUAUCAGUCCGCGGCCAUUGAGUUGAUCAAAGCCAAGAAGCGGAAGGAGGCUCGCUUCCAGCUGUUCAUGCAGGAAGCCGAGAGCAACCCACAGUGCCGCCGCCUGCAGCUAAAGGACCUCCUCAUCUCGGAGAUGCAGCGUCUGACGAAGUACCCCCUCCUGCUGGAGAACAUCAUCAAACACACCCCUGGGGAGACUUUGGAGCACAGGAAGCUUUGCCGGGCCCGUGACCAGGGCCGUGAAAUCCUGAGGUACGUGAACGAGGCGGUGAGGCGUGCGGAGAAUCAGCAUCGCCUGGAGGCGUAUCAGAAGCGCCUGGACGCCACCUCUCUCGAGCGCACCAGCAACCCGCUAGCAGCUGAGUUCAAGAAUCUUGACCUGCGAAGUCGGCGCAUGAUCCAUGAGGGGCCAUUGAACUGGCGCAUCAGCAAAGACAAGACUGUGGACCUGCACGUCUUGCUGCUCGAAGAUCUCCUGGUGCUUCUUCAGAGGCAAGAUGAGAAAUUGGUGCUGAAGUGCCACAGCAAGACAGACACCAAGCAGCUCUUCAGCCCCGUCCUCAAGCUCAGCUCUGUCCUCAUCCGUUCUGUGGCCACAGACAAGCGGGCUCUCUUCAUCAUCUGCACCUCAGAAUUGGGACCCCAGAUCUACGAGCUGGUCGCUUCAACCUCUUCGGAGAAAAACACGUGGAUGGAGCUGCUGGACGAGGCUGUGAAGAGUACCACACGGACUGCCGGUUCCCCUCCCCAGCACCGUUCCCAGGAGCUGCCUCUGCCCCACCCUGCGCCUGCCAGUCUGGAGCUCCAAGAGGCAGACGUCCCCCCAGAUGUGCCCCAUAGAAAUGGCGCGUUCAGCCAGGCGACAGAAGAAGAGGCUGCUUCAGAUGAGACCCCCACGGAGGUCCUGGACGCAGAGAGGCACCCAGUGCCGUCACGAGAACCCGAGGCUGAAGACAGCCCGGAGGAAGAGGAAGAAUCACUGCCAGCUGCGUUGGCAGACCGGCCUGCGGGAGACGAGCGGAUUUCUUCUGAGGAAGGCGGGCCAGGGCUUAUCAGACCCGCGAAGCCCCUUUCAGCACUGGUGGUGAUGCCGAGUCUGGCCGAGUCAGCCUUGGAGGACGUGGAAACCCUGCGCCGCCUCCUCCUGCAGAACCUUCUUCCCUACCAAGACCCCGACCCCAAAGAGGACCUGACCCCAACACCAUCUGUGGUUGGCUCUGUGGGGCUGGCCCGGCAGGACUCGGGAAGCUGGGAGCAGCCAGUGGAGGGCAGCGAGCCCUCGCUAGUCUCUGGUCGCCUGCUGGUGGACUCUGAACGAGAUGGCGCCAGCCCUGAAGCACAAGGAGCGUGGAGCACGGGGGCAGCGGAGGCGGCCGCGGCUGCCGGUCAUGCAGACACGACAAAACUGCCCACCGGCCGGGCAGGCUCUCCGGAGGCAGAGGGGCUGGUGGCCCCCGAAGGGCAGGGCAGCUUCAGAGUAGUGCGGAAAGCCACGGUGGAGGGAGCUUGCGAUGCCCAACCCUUCCCAGCUGGCAGCCAGUCAGGCAGUGGCACAGGAGAGGGCCAGCACUUGGAUGGGAACUACUUCUACGUUAGCUUCCCGGCUGGUGCUGAGUCGCACACGGAUGCUGGCAGCCCGUGCCCUCCAGAGCCUGCUGGCCAGCAAAGGACUCUGUCUUCUGCCAGACCCCCCGGCUCCCAGAGGCACUCCAAGGAGAGGCCACUGUGGCCGAACGCCCUCGAUGGCUCCGUGCCUCCAGAGCUGCCCCCCUCCAGUCCAGUGACCCAGGAUGUGGCUGUGAUCUUCCGGACGAUAGAAGAGCUGACCCUGAAGCUGACCAAGCUCAAAGACGUCGAAUUGGCCCAUCAACAGCUGCGGACGUCACUCAGCGGAGAGGCUUCCACAGAGGCCGUCUCUGUGGCCAGUGCCCUGCGGGGGACCUGCAGAACUCCACCUGAGAGCCGUCGCAGCUCCCAAGGCGCCCGGAACCCUUCGCCCUUCCCGGAGUCCCCCGAGGCAGCCGAGCGCGGUGGGGUUCCCCCCUCUGAAGACAGCCAUCAAGAAGUGACCCUUUAGGGGACCGGCCUUGUUCUGAAGGAAGAUUCACACGCCACCGUCGGCUGCCCCCGCCUCCCAUCCCACGGGGGGUGGGCUGCCUGGAACAGAGCGGCCAGGGACAAGCCGGCAAGCAGCAUGAACCUAAGAGAAACUGGAAUCCCUUCUGCUGGUUUAAUUUAACCUAUUUUUAAGCGCUGCCUGGACUUCUUCCCGUGGGGGGGCGCUUUUUUGUGAUGGACAGCCAGUGAGGCCCUCCAGGUGGCGCCCGUUUUGUUCGCCGGCGCCAGGAAUUAUGCCCCGCCCCCACCCGCAUGUCUGCUCUGGGGCUUCAGCUCGGCUUCCCCGUCGCACCCCUCCGGGCCGAACUCUGUCCAUACCCUGCAGACUGGCUUGUCCCCUGUACAUGGAAGCUGGAAUAUACUCUGUAUAAUUGCACUUUUUUGGGGUGGUUUUGUUUCUCCUCUCCAUGCUUCUUGGAGUACCAGCUGCUUCCAGACCUUAAAUUUGAUAUAAAUAUGUAUGUAUGUGUAUUGAGUUAUUGUAAAUAUAAGAAUAGACUG
This is a messenger RNA of Eublepharis macularius, 5756 nucleotides long. It is a transcript of the gene ARHGEF11, whose product is annotated as Rho guanine nucleotide exchange factor 11. Gene Ontology annotation, molecular function: guanyl-nucleotide exchange factor activity; G protein-coupled receptor binding. Gene Ontology annotation, cellular component: cytoplasm. The record is from RefSeq and is a predicted model, not a curated record. NCBI's taxonomy places the organism in Eukaryota, Metazoa, Chordata, Lepidosauria, Squamata, Eublepharidae. Gene Ontology annotation, biological process: intracellular signal transduction; G protein-coupled receptor signaling pathway. Bases 403 to 5214 code for a protein of 1603 amino acids. The transcript is spliced from 41 exons.